Molecule: messenger RNA, 624 nt
Organism: Cryptosporidium ubiquitum
Lineage: Eukaryota; Apicomplexa; Conoidasida; Eucoccidiorida; Cryptosporidiidae
Exons: 1
Coding region: 1-624 (207 amino acids)
Source: RefSeq, a predicted model, not a curated record
AUGAUAUAUGGUUGGUUACUUAACUUUGAUAUAGUACCAAACUCAAUUUCUGAGAAAAACAAUAUUUCAUUGGAAAACUGCAGAGUAAAUUAUUGGACUCGGCAUAAUACUGAAUGCAUGGAUGGGUGUAGUAUGGUGGGGGAGCUGAGGUAUGGACCAAACUAUCUAAGCAGUAAUACAUUACAAGAGUUUCCUUAUUCUGUUGGAAUAAAUUGCAAAAUACCAAGUUUUGGGACUUUUUUUGAAAAAAAGUUCCAAAAAGAGGACUAUUGGAUUAAAAUGGACGUUUGUACGAAUAUGAUACAAAGCCUAAUAGAUGAAGUAGUAAUUGAGUUAAAAUAUGAUUCCAGAAAAUUCUUUAAGAAUUCGGUACCUAUUAACAGUAUUGAUAGUAAUCAAAAUAUAAUUGACUCAACUUACAUUGGAGCUUAUCAUAUGAACAAUAUUGGAGAGAUUUUAAGAUACAAACAUAUAUUCUACAAGUAUGUCAAGUACUCUUUAAUAAUUGAUUUACUGCUAAUUUGCUUGCUUGCAUUAAACUCAAUAAUUUAUAAAUAUAGGUUAGUAAAAAUCAAUAAAAUAAGAGUGGAAGAUCAAAUCAUUGCGAAAAAGGUUGAUAAAUAG